Durusdinium trenchii is the source of this 3216-nucleotide messenger RNA. NCBI's taxonomy places the organism in Eukaryota, Dinophyceae, Suessiales, Symbiodiniaceae. The record is from the annotation of a GenBank genome assembly.
AUGGACAUCAAGCCAGAGACAGAUGCCAAAAUGGAGGCCAUGGCUCCUGUUGAAACUGAGACUGGUGCUCUGCGGCCACCUCCUGUCGCUGUGUCCUCGGUGGGCGUCAGCCCCGAGAACUUUGCCAGGGUUUGUCAGGAACACGUUGACAAAUUGCUUGCCGAGUUUGGAGGGCCCACGCAAUACCUGCAAGCAAGGUAUGCCGGCCCGGAAGAAGUGAAGGGCUUUGCAGAUCAACUUGAUUUGGAGUUUCCACCGGACCCGGCUAUUGCAUAUCAUGCGGGCCCGCUUCCAACUGAUCCAGACCGGCUGGUACCCUUGCGACUGAAAGAUCUGGGUUUUGGGAGCCGCUGCUCGAGCAAACCUUUGCCGUUCAGGUUGACGGCCAAGCAGCUCAUCGACGAGUACUUGACCAAUAACUUUAUCAGUCGCAGUGACCCCAUCCUGCUGGUGGAGCGCCCUGAUGCCUUUGACUACUUUUGGACGAACUAUGUCAAGGGCGCAGCCCGUUCUGCGACCUUGCUGAUGUUGGCUUCUGUGGUGAUGGAGCAGAGCUGGGAUUUGUCCAUCCUGAAUCCUGCUCUUCAAGCGUCCAUGGUGACAAUUUUUGCCAGGCAGGAGCUGAUGAUUGCUGAUUCGGAAGCGGUUGCGUUUGCCAACCCCCGCUUGAGUGCACGUGGCUCCAUCCGCCGUGCUCAUUGCACUUUGACCUGGCUAGGUGUCUUCCAGGCGCUGCAAAAGAGUGGGCUCUCGGCUCCAGAGGUUUUGAAGAGGUGGAACCAACAAGCCACUUCAGCAUCUCAGGUGACUGGGAUGAGAAGGGUGGCUCUGCUCAACUUGCUUGGCAUGAGCGCAGAAAUCGUUGACGCCCUGCUUGCCCAUUUGAGCGCUCAUGCUGGGUCCACUGCCUUCCAGGAGGAUGCCUUUGCUAACAAAAGGCUUGUCAUUGGAGCUGCCCCGAGAACCAGCUCAAAGGAGUGGAACCAACGCUUGUGUGUCACCUCGGAAGGCAUGCUUAUGAUGAUCCGGUUCAUCAGCCACGCCCAUGAGCGGAAGUUGCCUGGCGCACGCUGCAAAUACGACAAGCCUUCCUUGGAAGAGGCCCUGAACAUGUCACAGCUCUUGGUGAGCGCCUUGACAGAAGCCGCCCAGCAGUCUUCCAAGUGGACAUGUUCAGACUUGCCCACCAUUAAGAAGCUGAUUUCAGAGCAUGUGUCGGAGUCCCACGCGCACUUGCAAAAGCUUGGCAAGAACACGGCGGUGGAAGCUGCAGCCCUGGAAAGACAAGAGUUUGACUUGGUGAUGCAAACUUUGGACCAUGAUCUUGAUGUGUGGAAGGCGCACUUGACCCGAAGCAAGGAUAGACAAGCCGCCGUGCAUUUUCAACUCAUGCAGCACCGGCAGAAGCGUCUUUCGGCCUCCAAGGAGCUGGCUGACGAGCAAAUCGACCAAGUGACCGCCCUUAUGCCUUUGGACACCGCUCAGGAGACCUUCAAGCUUGUGGAAACCAAGGUGAAGCAGAUCUGCCAAGUUCAACAACUCAGCGAUCCCAAUCAGAUCCAAACACUGGUGGUGCUGAAUUGGGCGGCUCCAUGCUUGUUCACGGCUGAGCAUCAGAGGAAUUUGAUCCUGCCUGGCCUCUUGCUUUUGCCUGGAGAUUGUGACGCUGGCAAGGCCACCUAUCUGCGCUGGAGGAAAUCGCCUGUCUUCGCACGCGGCCUGCUCGAGGAAAGUGAGCUGGUCCACGCGAAGGACAUGCUGAUUGUGGAAGAUCUUUCUGAUGUGGCCCUGCCACACACCACCGAGAUUGGGCCUGCAGGUGGCAGGUCUUUGCUGAAGGCUUUUUUUGGCGGUGGCCAAAAUGAUGGAGAUCGUAAGGCCCUCCUGGUCAUUGAUCUCACCCCUCACACUGGGGAUCUGCUUCGGGCUUUCUUGUCGGAGCAUUGCGCCCAAGCCUUCCCUGCACCGGCCUACUACUAUGGUCUGACCGUGGACGAGAGUCACGCUGAUUGGCUGCGUGCUCUUGCUUCUGGCUUUUUGUCGGAGGGCUUCCUCAAAGUUGAAGGCUCAACGGAUCUGCCCUUGCCUCCUGGAACCGCCUUGCCACCUGCUGAGAUGCCAGCUGAAUUGAUGCAGGCAUCUCCUGAGCCUCCAAAUUUGAAUUCCCGGGUCAUCACAGACAAAAUCAAGGUGGAUGGAUUGGCCACUGCCAAGGUCCCUGACAAGUUAUUGGAGAGCUGGCAUGACCAUCAGCGGUUUGGGUCUGAAUUCCGAUCGUGGUUGGAAAAGGCCCGUGUGUCUGAGAACUUGAUCGAUGUCCCCCCAGAAAAGGCCGAUGCCAAAGGUGCCAAUGAUAAGAAACGUACCAUUGGAGGCCAAGGUGGAGGAUCGACCAAAGCUGUCAAGGUAGAGGCCCCUUCCAUCCAGAUUGAUGCGGCCAACAGCCCUGCUUGGAGCCCCAGUUUCAUCGCUGCGGAGGAGCUUCCAUCCCCACUUCAUCAUGAAGCAACGCUUCCUGGACAAGGCCGCGGACGCCCUGGUGCUAUGGAUUUUCCUCACAAUCGCACCACCGUGGACCAAGUGAUUCCGCCUGGCACAUGCUUGGCUGGUUUCUUCAAGGGUUGCUGGUGGCAUGAUGGUGGCGAUGCUACCCGAACUACGAAAAAAAGCAAAACUCCAGGAACUCACAAGGAGGUGGAUGAAAGAAAGGACAUUCUUUUCACCUUGGAAUCCUCCAAUGAUUUGAUUCAGGUUGGACCUGGCUUGGUGACCCUGGGCCAAUCAGUGGCUGAGAAGCAGUCGUCCAUGCCCUCUGUCAAGGUGGCUUACCACACCAUCAAAGAGAGUCCGACCGCUGCGAACCCUGCUUUCUUCAAGCUCACUCGAAACCAUGACAUGUACUUCCAGGUUGGCGACAUCAAGAUUGAAGAUCUUUGUAUGCAUGGGCUUUGUCGAAGAAACAAAUUCCGGGCAGUCGAGGAAAAAAAUGGUGAGAAACAGAAAGUCCUACCGCUGCACCACUUGGCUGGAUUGGUGCCUUGGCAUGUGUGGGAAGGCCCGGCAAGCCACAUCGUCUGGAAUGUGAAAUGGAGCGCGACCAAAGGGCUUUUGCCGGUGCGCCCCGUGGUGCUGAGCAAGUGUGAAAUCAAGCUUCCUGCUGGGAAGGCGGUCGAGAUCAGUGGUAACGCCAAGGGGAAUUCUGAGGCGGCUGCAUGA